CCUUUAAUGGCGGGAACUGGCUGUGUGCGCCGAGACGUGCUUUGCGUCUCAUCCGAUUGGUUGCCGGCGCUCGGGCCCGCCCUGGCGUCCUUCCUGCGCGCUGGGAUUGGUGGAGUCCGCGGAGCGCCUGGCGUCCUGAGAGCGGCCGCUGUGCGGGGCUGGCCGGCCGGCUGUUGGUCUUGGCAGAUUUCCUCAUCAGCUGUCAGUUUCCAAAUCUAUUUAAACGGGAUAAGGAAUAAUAUGGACCUAAUAGGAACUUCGGGGUGACUGAAAAUGGCACCUAUGAAAAGAAUAUAGGACCAUGGCAGCAGAUGAUGACAAUGGUGAUGGAACGGGUUUAUUUGAUGUCUGUCCUGCCUCUCCUCUUAAAAAUAAUGAUGAAGGCUCAUUGGACAUUUAUGCUGGGUUGGACAGUGCUGCUUCUGACAGUACUGCUAGAUCCUGUGUGUCAUUCAGAAACUGUUUAGAUUUGUAUGAAGAGAUCCUGACUGAAGAAGGAACCGCAAAGGAAGCAACAUACAAUGACUUGCAGACAGAAUAUGGGAAAUGCCAGCAGCAAAUGAAAGAAUUGAUGAAAAGAUUUAAGGAAAUACAGACACAGAACUUGAACUUAAAAAAUGAAAACCAGUCUCUUAAGAAGAAUAUCUCCGCACUGAUCAAAACUGCCAGAGUGGAGAUAAACCGUAAGGAUGAAGAGAUAAAUCAUCUUCACCAAAGAUUGUCUGAGUUUCCACAUUUUCGGAAUAACCAUAAAACUGCAAGAACAAAAGACUCAAGAUCCAGAUCUCCCCAUUUGGAUGAUUGUUCAAAGACUGACCACAGACUUAAAAGUGAUGUUGUUCAUAAAGAUGUACAUCCUAACACUUCACAGCCAAUCCUGGAAGAAGGAGGAAAAUCACAUUCUGAAGCACAGACUCCUUUGCACUUGCCUACGGGUAUUGAGAAACAUUGUGCCAACAAUGUCUGGUCACGUUCUCAUUACCAGGUUGGCGAAGGUAACUCAAACGAGGAUAAUAGAAGAGGAAAGAAUGGCGUUAGACGUAGCCAGUGUAGCAGAGGAACUGACAGACCACAGAAAGACUUGAAUAACAGCUGUAGUGAUGGAGAGCCAAGAGACAAAGAGGCUAAUGCCAGACUCCAAGGAAACCCUGAGAAACGUGGAAGCAGUGAAACAAAGCCUGAGAGCAAAAGUUCAGAGAGUAAAAGCAGCACUGGUUUGGGAUAUAAAAGUGAGCGCAGUGCCUCCUCUUGGGAGAAAGAGACUUCUAGAGAAAGGCCACACACUCGAGUGGAAUCUCAAAAUGACAAAAAUCCAGAGAGACAAAAUGAAAGAUUACAAAGUCUGCACAGGAAAGAGCUUCAGUCUCAGGACAAAGCAGAAAGAAAAGGUGAUGUGAAGUUUAAACCAGCAGGAGAGGACCAGGGGCACCGGGGAAGAGUGGAUCGGGCGUUGCCUCCUCAUUCCAAGAAUGACAUGAAAUACGGCUUCAGUAAAUACCAUCCGGAAGAGAGGAGGGGAAGGGAGGAUUGCAGAAGAGACAGAGGGGUGAGCAGUCACGACCUUCAAGACAGAAGACGAUCAUCUUCUCUUUCGAGCAGCAGAAACAGUAAGCACUCACACUCUAAGGAUGUCAGUGUGGCACACCAGUGGGAAAAUACACCUUUCAAAUCAGAAAGACAUAGGACCGAGGACAGGAGGAAAAGAGAGCGAGAAAACAAAGACGAAAAUAGACAUGUGAAAAAUGACAAAAAAUCGCCUACUGAAUAUUUGCAGAGGACUAAUAAAGAAGCAAAGAAAAGCACUACUGAUGUCAAGAGACAGACUGAGCCAAAAAAUGGUAAAUGUGAAGUCUCUAAUGAUGAGGUUUCUAAAGGAACAGGUAAUAAAGAAUGUGCAAUGAAAGUUGAGAAUGGACCAAAUGAAGGAAAAAGCAAAGACUUAAAGCUAAGCUUCAUGGAAAAAUUGAACUUAACUCUUUCUCCUGCUAAAAAGCAGCCUGUUUGUCAAGAUAACCAGCAUCAAAUAACUGGUGUGCCCAAGCCCAGUGGCAUGUGUAACUCACAGUCCUCAGAGAAGACUGAAACAGUGGCAUGUCUUCCUUCUGUCAGUGAACCCAGUACAGAGGAAACCAAACCAGGGUUAACAGAGCCAAAGGAGGUUCUUCCAGCAGCAUCUCAGCUCAGGAUCAGCAUUGCAGAAAACAAAACGAAGGAAGAAAAUCGAUUGUUGGUUAAAUCUGUUGAGAAUACUAUGCCUUGUGAAAUGCUUGUUAGUGGCACAGAAAUUUCCUUGCCGGCACAUGCAGAGAUAGAGCAAACAAGACCCUUGCUUCCUUCAAUGGAAGUGGAAGAGACGUGUGGUGGUACGAGGGCCACAGCUUCUGUGGUUAUGGAUGUUUUACCAGGACAUGCUUCUGAAGCCUUGGACCGAGAAUUGGACACCAAAGGACAUAAUGAUUUGAACUGUGAUAUUUCUGAAGGUGUAAAAAGGAAGGUGGUUCUUUCACCAAAAGCAGCUGUGGCCAGUGAGAGCCUUCUGCAGCCUUUGGUUGAAGAACCUGGCAUUGCACUAGUAAACUGUUUGGGAGACAGUAAUCCUAAACUUGAAUCUUCUCUUGAAGAUACACCUCUGGUUGAGAAUAAAUCUUGUCCUUUAGAUCCUUAUUUACCUAAAGAGACUUUUGUACCUUCACCACAGAAGACUGAGUUGAUUGACCACAAAAUAGAAACUGGAGACUCAAACUCAGUGUAUCAAGAUGAUGAUAACUCAGUUUUGAGCAUUGACUUUAGUCAUCUGAGACCUAUUCCAGAAGCCAUCAGCCCUUUAAAUAGUCCAGUGAGACCUGUAGCAAAAGUUCUUAGCGUGGAGAGCCCUUGUGUAAUUCCCCAGUAUGAUAACCGUCUUAAAGAUGAAUUUCCAUCCAAUUCAAUUCAUUCUACCUUCAAGAAUCAGUCUGGUCUAAAUAAAGAAAAUAAAAAACCAGUUCCCAGAUUUGACAAAUGUUCAGAAGCAGACUCUUGUAAGAAUUUGUCUUUAGAUGAAUUGGAAGAAGGAGAAAUUAGAAGUGAUGAUGAAAAGUCUGUAGCACAGAAACAUUUGGAAAAGAGUGCAAGACCCAGAGCUUCUGCUGACGCGCAGACGGGUAAAAGCAGCCCUGGGAACAGGAGGAAUACUGCGCAUGUGCAUAAGGACCACAAGCAGACUGUUGCAAAACCCCCUCAGGACAGCAUUACAUCUAGUAAAAGACCAAAUGAAUCUAGGUCCUUGGGCACUGAAAGGAAAAGUAAAACCAUGAGCAUCUCCUGCUUGGAGAAAAUCCUUCCACUUACUCUUGCACCUUCUUCUGUAGUGGAGGUUAUGCACAUGUUACGGACGCUAGGACAGCAUGUAAGGAAAAAUUACAUGAAAUUCAAGAUGAAAUUUUCGUUGAUACAAUUUCAUAGAAUUAUUGAAUCAGCAAUUUUGAGUUUCACAUCACUAAUUAAAUACCUUGACUUGUCUAAGAUCUGUAAGUCAGUCAAUACCUUACAGAAGAGCCUUUGUGAAGUUAUAGAAUCUAACCUUAAACAAGUGAAGAAGAAUGGCAUAGUUGACCGCCUAUUUGAACAACAACAACCAGAUAUGAAAAGAAAAUUGUGGAAGUUUGUAGACGAACAACUUGACUAUUUGUUUGAAAAGCUUAAAAAAAUCUUAGUAAAGUUUUGUGGUUCUGUAAACUUUGGAAAUAACAAUGGUGAAGGAAAACUUGAAAAAAAAUGUAAGGAGAGAACCCAACAUUCAAAUUGUCAGAAGGGGAAUAUGAACAACGACAAAGAAAUACACAGAGAAAAAGUGCCAAAAUCAGAAAAUACUGUGAAUUUUAAAUCUUCGCUGGGAUGUGAAAAAUUUGAAAAAAAACAUCAAAACCAAAAUAACAGCAGUACUAGCACAGUAAAACAUGAUGUAAAAAGAAAUUUUAGCACUUGUCCUGAUAAUACAAAGAACUCUGAAUGUAAAGAACAGUUUCUGGAAAUGAACUGCCCAAGCACCCCCAAGCCAGGAAAGAAUGAAGGAAACACCAUGGAAGAGGCACAUGUGUUGCAGCAUGCAGGUGCUAAGCCAGAGCGGAGUUUUGAGAUCCUUACUGAGCAGCAGGCGUCCAGCCUUACUUUUAACUUAGUGAGUGAUGCACAGAUGGGUGAAAUAUUUAAAAGUUUGCUGCAGGGUUCUGAUCUGUUGGACACCGGUGUUAAUGGUACUGAAAAGACAGAGUGGGAAUUAAAGACUCCAGAGAAACAGCUUUUAGAGAGCCUCAAGUGUGACUCUGCACCAGCUUGCACAACAGAAGAACUAGCUUCAGAGGGGGCUUCUCCGUGCCCCAAAGUCAUCAGUGAUGAUAACUGGUCUUUAUUAUCAUCUGAAAAGGGUCCAUCUCUAUCUUCAGGGCUCUCGCUGCCAGUUCAUCCCGAUGUGUUAGAUGAAAAUUGUAUGUUUGAAGUAUCUUCUAACCUUGCUUUAAGUAAAGAUAAUGUAUACAGCUCAGAAAAGAGUAAACCUUGCAUCUCUUCCAUACUCUUAGAAGAUCUUGCAGUCUCUUUAACAGUACCAUCACCUCUGAAGUCAGAUGGCCAUUUGAGUUUCUUAAAGCCUGAAGUUCUGUCAACUUCAACUCCUGAAGAAGUUAUUAGUGCACAUUUUAGUGAAGAUGCUUUGCUUGAGGAAGAGGAUGCCUCUGAACAGGACAUUCAUCUAGCUCUGGAGUCUGAUAACUCAAGCAGUAAGUCAAGCUGUUCAUCAUGGACAAGCCGAUCUGUUGCUCCAGGCUUUCAGUACCACCCUAAUCUGCCUAUGCAUGCUGUCAUAAUGGAGAAAUCCAAUGAUCAUUUCAUUGUGAAAAUACGGCGUGCAGCACCAUCUACCUCCCCUAGCCUUAAAUAUGGUAUGGUAGCUGAGGAGUCCUUGACAUCUUUGCCUAGAACUGGAAAAGAAGCUGAUGUGGCAGCAGAGAAAGAACCUACUCCAUUUCAGAAUACAGUUUUUAAGUCUGUCGAAGACUUGGAGAAUUCUGACAAGAAUGUUGAUAAUAGCAAGCUAAUUCAUGAAGAACAGAACUCUAUAGUACAAACACAGGUUCCAGAUAUAUAUGAAUUUCUUAAAGAUGCCUCAAGUAAGGUAGAGCAUUGUGAUCAAGUGGUUGAUGAUUGUUUCAAGUUGCAUCAAGUAUGGGAACCAAAAGUUUCUGAGAACCUUCAAGAAUUGCCUUCAACGGAAAAAAUCCCACACUCUGUUGGUGAUCAUCUUCCUAAUACACACAUAGACCUAACAAAAGAUCCAGCCACUGAGACUAAAAACCUGGGAGAACUCAUGGAAGUAACAGUUUUAAAUAUUGACCACUUGGAAUGUUCUGGAACCAACUUAGAUCAAGAUGCACAGAUAAUUGGUAAUUCUUUACAGCCUGAUACUAUAGAUGCUUUUAUUGAUUUGACACAUGAUACUUCAAAUGAGGGUAAAAAUGAAGGUAGUGAACCAGUGUUAGCUGUUGAAGGCUUGGAAUCCCAGGUAAUAUGUAUUGAUGAGGACAACAAUAAAGAAGCAAAGAUGGGAAGGGCAGGCAGUCCUUUAGAAUGCUUUGUUGAAGAAACUUGUAUUGAUUUGACCCCAGAGUCUCCUGGCUCAUGUGAAAUAAAGAGACAUGCUUUAAAAUCAGAACCACCAUCGAACUUGGAUUGUUUAGAGUUGCCUGGGACUCUGAGUAAUGCUCACAAGAAGAGAAAAACCAGUCCUGGUCUAAAUCAUUCUUCUCAGAAAAAACAAAGAAAGGAAACAGAUUUAAGUAAUGAAAAGACCAAGAGACUUACUCAGAAUUCUGAUAGAAAUGGUGAUGCUCACAGAAAGCAAGCCAGCAAGAAAAGGGAACCUGCAGUGAACGACAGUACAUCCUUGUCAUCAGAGGCUAGCCCCGUGGUGAAGGGUUCAGCAACAGCACUUGCUACUUUUCCUACAAGCCUUUCUGCAAAGAAUGUUAUCAAAAAGAAGGGAGAAGUUAUAGUUUCAUGGACAAGAAAUGAUGACCGAGAAAUUUUACUAGAGUGUCAGAAAAGAAUGCCAUCCCUGAAAACAUUUACAUAUUUAGCUGUCAAGCUGAAUAAAAAUCCAAAUCAGGUACUAGAGAGGUUCCAGCAGCUGAAGAAGCUCUUUGAGAAGUCAAAGUGCAGGUAGUAGUAGGUCCAUCACAGGAAGUCAAUGCUAUGAGUUGCUGAAUUUUACGGCGUUUCAUUGAUAUUUCUUCUACACAGAAGCUUUGAUUCCUCGUGUUUUAAAUGAGGAACUAGGUGAAGGUUUUGUCUCAAUUUUGAUGACUAGAUGAUCAUCUACAUUUUUUUUACUUACCUGGUCAUCGUGAUUGGGCUUAUUCAGAUCAACAGUCUGAUUCACUUACCUGUUACUGGUCAAAAUAUUUAUUUUUAAUCAUUUAAAGUUGUUAUCAAAAUGAAAGGAUAAAAGCAACAGGGAUAUAAUACUGAAACCUUAAUUUUGAUAUUGGAUGAAAUAACUUCUUCAGAUUUUAAAAAAUAAUUUUGUAGCAUUUUAAAUGUAAUGACUAUUCACCUUUCUAUUCAUUUUUGUUUUUAUAAUUGCCUCUCAUUUUGGAAAAUUGUGAAAUAAUUUAAAUAGUAUAUUUGUAUAUAUGUAUAAUUAUUAUGUUGUAAAAUACUAUUGAGUGUAUGUGUCUGUAUGUAUGCACAUAAAUGGCUUUGCUAGCCAAGGAUUUUUUUAUCUGUAUAAAACACUUUGUAUAAACUUUGCUUUCAGUAACAGUCAUAUAUAAUAAAAACAUGUAAAGUCUUGUUUUAUUUUUUA
This is a messenger RNA of Peromyscus maniculatus bairdii (prairie deer mouse), 6841 nucleotides long. The record is from RefSeq and is a predicted model, not a curated record. Lineage: Eukaryota; Metazoa; Chordata; Mammalia; Rodentia; Cricetidae.